UGGCACAUUUCAGAGUCCUCCCAGCCUUACGGUUUUCUAGUUGCUGUAACAUCACAUGCGAAUUCAGGACCAACAUGGCGUGUGUAGUUUGCCAGUUUGGUCCCGCUAUCUUUCGCUUGACCAACGUAGAAGCUACCAGGACCGAAUUGAGACUCUCAUGCCCUAAGAAAAUAAGAUUGUCGAACGCUCUCCACGUCCACUCUCCACGCUCUAGUUCAUGGAGCAGAGCCGAGCUUGCCUCGUCUCCCUGCACUGUACGAGUGGGGGAGGCUUUAUCCCCGACAGAACUAAGAGCUGCUGCGUCUUUACGGUCGUUUUGCUUCUUCAGCUGUCCUCCUGACCGCUCAUCAGAAUUCGUAGAGCGACAUUUGUUCAUGAAAGCAAUGGAGGAGGCACAAUGUCUAGAAGACAAGGUUGCUGGACUCCUUCCCGGAUUCAAGAAGGUGUCCUGUUUAUUAGCGACGGUACCUGACCCCAGCGGAGCCAUCUUACCACCUCGUGAAGAGCCGAGUUCGUCACUGCAAGUCGCUCAAGGAUGGGUUGUUGGAACUCUGGACCUGAAUCUAGGGCUUCGCUUACCUGGUGAAAACCUUUGUGGACAGUAUCCCAGUAAGGGGUUGCGCAUUGAGUCAAGAAGAGCCUAUUUAUCCAAUGUUUGUGUGGCGCCGGCUGCCAGAAGACUUGGAGUUGCCUACAGAUUGAUGCAAUCAGCUAAAGAUCUUGCACAGAGUUGGGGUGUGGAGCAUCUCUAUGUUCAUGUAGUUAAGAACAACGACCCUGCUCGACUGUUGUAUCUCAAGUCUGGUUAUGAACUGGAGCAGGAAGAGAAGGCUAACGUUGCCAGAUCCUUGGGUCGCCCUGCAAGGCUGCUGUUGCACCUUGAUAUCAGCUGAGCCAAAUAAUGCUGCAAUCAGCAGUCAGCACACACCAUGUUCACAACGUGGUUGGCCAUUCUGUGCAACAGUGUGAGCUGAGUAGCACCCCACAAUGUUCUAGUACCUACAACUGUCUCAAGCAGGGUGGUCCUAAGUCCUGACUCCUGUCCAUGCGUUUGAAACAUCCAUCCAGUUGGUUAUCGCAAGCUCCUCCUCCACCUGACCACUCCUGUGUACACUGCAGGUACAAUUUUUGUCCCCCGCAAAACUCCAUUUGUAUGGUAGCAUUUG
This is a messenger RNA of Closterium sp. NIES-67, 1166 nucleotides long. NCBI's taxonomy places the organism in Eukaryota, Viridiplantae, Streptophyta, Zygnematophyceae, Desmidiales, Closteriaceae. The record is from the annotation of a GenBank genome assembly.